AUGGCUAGCAGGGCAGGAGGGGGGCAGGAGAGCCUGGCUCUCAUGAACAACUACCUCGCGAAAGUGAAGGACGAGUGCAAGCCGGCCAUCUACAGCGCCUUCAUCCGCCUUAUGAACGCCUACCACGGACACACGCUCAACGUGGACGCCUUCCUGGACGAACUCUACGUGCUCUUCUCUCCGCGAGUCUACCUGCUGGCGGACGUGAAGCCUCUGGUCGACGAGUCGUACCACCAGCGCAUAGACGAGCUUUGCGACAAAGCCCGCACCGGCGGCAGUGGCGGCGGCGGCGGCGGCGGCGGUGGGGACGGUUUGUCCUUCCCCCCUACCCUGAACGCCUUGGCCUCGUCCCCGGGAAGUAGCAACGGCAACAACAUCAACAGCCGCACGGCGCCGGGAACAGGUGGCGGCAGUGGUAUCAAGGCCGAACCACGGUCGACGAACCCAAUCCGCGGUGGCUCUGGUGCCGGGAGCGAGGCCGAGGCAUCCGCGGCUGGGGGGGGGAGUUCUGAGGCCAGGAGCGGUACCUCGUCCCUGCUCUCAUCUCCCACGAUGGCGGACGCGACCUCUAGUGGUGGCAGUAGCGGCAAGGCUUCAGCGCCCGCAAGAAGCAACGACGAGCUGGAGGGGAUGCUAUUUCGUAGGCGAGGAAAAGAGAGCCGCGUGCUAUCGUCGGACGUCGCAGACACCACGGACAUGGCGGACCUCCUGUCCGGCAUCGAGCCCGGCGUAGAUGCUCCAUGGGUGGUUUCCGGUCCAUUUUCUCCGACGAUGGAGCCGGUGAUUCCUAGCUGCAACGGGGCGACAUCUGGGACGUCCCCAACCAAGAAGAGGCGGGUAUCAGAGGAUCGUUCCUCUUGCGUACCCGCUGCCGCAGGCCGCAUGUCAGCGGGCUCGACCGAUGCCGCUGCCAACAGCGACAACAACAACAGCGGCGACGGCAGGACGGCCUCACCCUCGAUGAUAUGGAGCCGAGUGGGGUCGGCCCCGAACCUUACCAACUUGUCGUUCAGCAUCCAAGCCACCCUUCCGAGUGCCCACAGCCGAGGGCAACAGCAGCAGCUGCAGUCGGCAUCGUCUUCGGCUACGGCCACCACCUCGGCGCCUCGCCCGCGGUGUAGCGUUGCCAUCUCGAACGGCGGCACGUCGAAGAAGCAGUCGACGACCGGAAGGCCCCCAUCCGGCGCGUCAGUCAACCGUGGCGGCGGCGGCGGCAACCUCCAGAUGCAGCAAGCCGUGGGGGGUGGGGGAGGCGUGUCCGGUGGUAGUUCCAGCAACAGCACCGGAGGGAGUGAGAGAAACAGCGGCGGCAGCAGCAGCAGCAGCAGCAGCAACCCGAUGGACACGGAUGACGGGGUAUUUAAUGGUCCCGGAAAGAGAGUCUGGGGGAACACCGCCGGCGGCGGCGGCGGCGGUGGCAGUGGGCUGUCGACCCGUGGAUCGUCCUCCACGCCGCCCUCGUCGUUCUACUUCCCGUCCGCCACCGCUGCCGGCGCCGCCUCCGUCGCCACAUUCUCCUCCUCCUCUGCCAACACGAGCGGCGGCAGUGCGGCCCCUUGCCGACCGACCGCGAGGAGGAGGGUAUCGACGAAACCGCUCCCGGCCUGCAUCAAGGACGACUACGGCAGCAGCAUCGUCAGGGCGGGAGGAGGGGGCGGGCGGAGGGACUCGAGGCCGUCGCCGGCAGGAGGGGGCGGCGGCGGGACGAGUUUCGGUGGAAAUAGCGGUGGCGGCGGUGGCGGCGGUGGCGGCGGCGGCGGCGAUAGAAGGACCUUGCCGCCACAUGUAAACCUGGACCCUGACUCCAUCGGCGCGAAAGGCAGCGGAUUCGCCGGCAUCGGGAGUCAACGCUCGAUGUCUAUCAAAGAGGAAAAUUCGGCCAGCGGUGGUGGAGUUGGCGGCAACGGGAGCGCGGCAAGGUCGAGGUCGGUCGACGAUCUGGAGAAGCUGGUGGUAAGCGUGGCUACCAGGGGGAUGCACCAAGCCUUGCACUACGGCCUGCGGAACACGUUCGUCACGCUUCUUCGCAAGAAGGAACAAGAGAUCGCCGAGCUGAAAGAGGAGGCGCUCCGGUGGUCGGCGAACGAUACGCAUCUGAGGCAGAUCAACCGCCAGCUCCUAAACGACAACGUGCAGCUGAGAAAGGCGGUGGGGGCCGCCGGGGGUGGUAGUGACGGCGGUGGCGGUGGCGGUGGCGGUGGCGGUGGCGACGGGUGGGGCCCGCGCGGCCCGUCACCCAGCGCUUCCUCCUGA
Ectocarpus sp. CCAP 1310/34 is the source of this 2253-nucleotide messenger RNA. NCBI's taxonomy places the organism in Eukaryota, Phaeophyceae, Ectocarpales, Ectocarpaceae. The record is from the annotation of a GenBank genome assembly.